CGAUGUUGAUGCGCGAGAGCCGUUCGCGCGUGUGGCUAGCAGCAGAAGCGUGAGGUUAGCAUCAAACUACAGUUCCGCUCAGUGUGAGAGGAGGUCUCCGUCAUGGACGCAGGUAAAGCCAAGGGGGAUCAAGCGGUCCCAAAUCCAGGUGGACCGGGGGACAAACCGGUGGUCAACUUUCAGGAUUUGGAAAGCAUGCUUCCCAAAGCCGUCAAGAGGCGAGUGCACGCUUUGAAAAGGUUACAGGUGCAGUGUGCCAAUAUAGAGGCCAAGUUUUAUGAAGAGGUCCAUGAGCUAGAGAGGAAAUAUUCUGCUCUUUAUCAGCCACUAUUUGACAAGAGACGAGACAUUGUCACAGGAACAGUGGAGCCCACAGACGAGGAGUGUGAGUGGCAGAGUGACAGAGAUGAGGAGGAUGAGCUAGCUGAAGACAUUAAGGAAAAAGCUACUAUUGAAGAUGCAAAGAAAGAAGAAACUCCACAGGAAGACCAAAAAGGCAUUCCUGAAUUCUGGCUUACCAUUUUUAAAAGUGUGGACAUGCUCAGUGACAUGUUACAGGAACAUGAUGAACCUAUCCUUAAACAUCUGAAAGAUAUCCAAGUCAAGUUUUCAGAGCCAGGGCAGCCAAUGAGUUUUACAUUAGAGUUCCACUUUGAACCAAACGGUUACUUCAACAAUGCAGUUCUAACUAAAGUCUAUAAGAUGAAAUCGGAGCCUGAUGAGUCUGACCCGUUCUCUUUUGAAGGCCCAGAGAUUGUUGACUGUGAAGGCUGUCAAAUAGACUGGCACAAAGGAAAAGACGUGACCGUGAAAACUAUCAAGAAAAAGCAGAAACAUAAAGGUCGUGGCACAGUCCGUACAGUCACCAAACAAGUCCCUAAUGACUCUUUCUUCAACUUUUUUAACCCAGUCAAAGCCUCACCAGAUGCAGAGGAGGACGACUCGGAGUUCACCCUCGCCUCUUUAGCCACAGACUUUGAGAUCGGUCAUUUCUUCCGCGAGAGAAUUGUUCCGAGAGCAGUGCUGUACUUCACAGGAGAGGCGGACGAGAGCUUUGAAGAAGAGGAGAUGGAAGAGGGAGAUGAGGAGGAGCAGGACGAAGAGGGCGACGAAGACGACGACGACGGCGACUUUGACCCCAAGAAAGAACAGCCCCAGCCCGCCGAAUGCAAACAGCAGUAACCGUAUCAGUGGACGCGGUGAACAUGUAAAACCACAUCAGUCCUCAGCAAAGUCCUGUGAGCCAGGCCCCUUUUACACGCUCAUGAAAGAAUGCAAUACCGCGUGCAUGACUUUUCAUUAGUCCUGCGCCCAUCUCCCCCAUUUACGUAUUUAUUUGGCUUUGGUACCGUUCAGUGGAAAUGACUCGAGUCUAUUUAAAAAACUUGGCAUUGUGUAUUUUAUUUUCUGGAAGGCGGAGUGGGAGAGUGACUGCAAAUAUCCUUAAACCCCCCCCCCAUGUUUAAAAGACAUGGACGAGGAUGCGCUCUUUAGUUUCAAAGGUAAAUUAGUUACUCAGGGUUUUUAUUGCCAACAAAAAUCAUAAGUUUACCAGGAAACUGCUGAAUAACUAAUGUGUUCAACAGGUUGUAUCUUUUUUGGUGUAUCAUUUUGUGAUGUUUUUAAAAUAGCAAACAAGUUAUUAAA
Periophthalmus magnuspinnatus is the source of this 1647-nucleotide messenger RNA. It is a transcript of the gene nap1l4a, whose product is annotated as nucleosome assembly protein 1-like 4a. Bases 103 to 1182 code for a protein of 359 amino acids. The transcript has 14 exons. The record is from RefSeq and is a predicted model, not a curated record. Gene Ontology annotation, biological process: nucleosome assembly. Gene Ontology annotation, molecular function: chromatin binding; histone binding. Lineage: Eukaryota; Metazoa; Chordata; Actinopteri; Gobiiformes; Gobiidae. Gene Ontology annotation, cellular component: chromatin; nucleus.